AAGUGUCAACGGAGCCUUCAGUUCAAAGUGCAAUUCGGUGGAAGUGUGUUAUGUGAAACUCUCGUGCUGAAGAGUUUUGUUUCAAAAUAUGCAGUCAAUUGUGAACUGUUUCUAAAUUGUGUCUUGAAUUCUUACCUACGUAGAUCAAUUGCCGGGUCGCCAGGAUCAAGAGAGCGGCGACAAUGAAACCGAAAAUUGAUAAAAGACUGCUGCCUAUGAAGGCGCAUUAUUUCCUCUACAAUGCAGGAACGGCACCAGUUGUACCUUACAUGCCUGUAUAUGCGCGACAACUCGGCUUCUCAUCGGUAGUCGUUGGGACUAUCUACACAAUUUUGCCAGUUGUCGGCUUAUUGGCUAAACCGCUAUUUGGACUGAUAGCUGAUAGAUUUCGUCAGCAGAAACGAUUGUUCCUUAUAUUUCAAAUUUUAACAGCCAUUGCCUUCUUCGCCAUUCUUUUCAUUCCAUCUAUACCAAAGAGUACAUCGAUGGCAUUUCAUUGUAACAAUGGUAUCACAGAUUUGCGAUAUAUUCCUGAAAACUCGGAUUUGGAUACAUGUAUAGAAAGUAGUCUAGAAUCUCGAUACAAAAAUCAAACAGUUUCAUGCAACUUAAAUUGCGGUGCUAAAUCAUGGAUGUGGCAAACGAUAUGUGAUAACUGGGGAGUUUACGACAAUUGUAAUGAUGUGAAGGAUAAGACGAAAUUCCAAUUUUCGAUUGAACUUCGACCGGAUCACAUGGAAAUCAAAAAGAAUGGAAUAUAUUUUAUCAUUAAAAAUGGUAUAAUGAAUGGCCGCAAUACAACGAUGUACUGCCCGCAUUUGAAUAAUACAACUCCGUACUUUAAAACCGACUGUGAUAUUAAGUGCAACGACCAAUAUAUUAUGGAUGUCCUGACCGAGAGCAAGAUACAAAAUAAUGAUGCUGUCGGAUUAUAUCAGUUUUGGCUGUUCUUCAUGUUUCUGAUUAUUAGUUGGGCUGCAAUGGCAGUGGUUGUUAGUGUUGGAGAUGCAAUUUGUUUUGAAAUGCUCGGCGAUAGACCUCAUCUGUACGGAAAUCAGAGGCUUUGGGGAGCUGCUGGUUGGGGUGUGAUAUCAUUAUUUUCUGGUUACUUAGUGGAUUUAUUUUCCGGUGAAUCAUAUUUUAAAGAUUAUACGGUUGUAUUUUAUAUGACGCUGAUAAUGAUUGCGAUGGACGUUUUUGUUUCCCUAAGAUUAGAGCACAAUCAAACAAAAUUCUCAACAAACAUUGCAAAGGAUCUUGGAAAAAUCUUCCUUUCCAUACGUGUAGUGGUGUUUUUCGUAUGGUGUAUUCUUGUUGGACUAUGCACAGCGUUAAUUUGGAAUUUCUUGUUCUGGCAUCUGGAGGAUUUGAGCGAUAUGGAAGGCAAUUGUGACAGUCAAAACUGGAUGAAGACCCUUCAAGGUAUCGCUAUGGCGAUUCAAUGCUUCGGUGGUGAAAUACCUUUCUUCUUCCUAUCUGGUUGGAUUCUGAAGAAAAUUGGUCAUAUCAACGCUAUGACCUUAGUAUUAGCUGCAUUUGGAGUACGUUUCAUAUUAUACUCACUUUUGGCAAAUCCUUGGUUUGUUCUACCAAUUGAACUAUUCAAUGGACUCACUUUUGGAAUAUUUUACGCCACUAUGACCUCAUAUGCUAGCAUUGUUGCCCCACCAGGAACGGAAGCAACUCUUCAGGGACUUGUUGGUGCUAUAUUUGAAGGAAUUGGCGUCUCUACUGGUAGCUUUAUUGGAGGCUUAUUGUUCCGUGAUAUUGGCGGCAGCAAAACAUUCCGAAUGUUCGGAAUAUGCGCCUUGUGCGCAGCCUUAAUUCAUGCAUCUUUCUAUAUUAUUUUGGAGAGAUGUGGUAAAAAUAAGGGUCUCCGACCAAACUACUUGCCACCAACCGAUGCAAUACAUAUGCUUGAUGACGAAGAUAUGAAUUUUAGAAGUUAGAAAAAUGCAUUCCUUUCGAGAUAUACACAGUAGCCUAUUAGAUGAUAGUUUCUAUUUAUUCCCGUAUUCCAUGUUUCAAUCUGAAGCAUGCCACAGUAUACCAAACACGAGAUUCACAAAUAUAUAAUUGUGCCUUAUUUAUAGAAGGCCAUUGCGGUUAUCAAGAGCAAUAAUAUUCAAAUGUUUGCAUUAUGCUGCAUAUUUAAGGAAAAGCUAAGGGUCACAUAAAACAGGUAGAUCUCUAUUUAAAUAUUUUUUAUUUAACUUUUUUUGUAUAUUUUCAUAUUUAUCUAUAACAAUUAUUAUUAACAAAGUGUUGCCUGGAGUAUGUUUAUGUAAAACUAAAUGUAGCAUUGUUAGUUUGAAUAAAAUUUACCCAAAAGUAUUUGAAAAA
Hermetia illucens (black soldier fly) is the source of this 2343-nucleotide messenger RNA. It is a transcript of the gene Sugb, whose product is annotated as major facilitator superfamily domain-containing protein 6. The coding region runs from base 183 to 1949 and encodes 588 amino acids. Gene Ontology annotation, cellular component: membrane. The record is from RefSeq and is a predicted model, not a curated record. Lineage: Eukaryota; Metazoa; Arthropoda; Insecta; Diptera; Stratiomyidae. The transcript is spliced from 6 exons.